UGACCUGCAACAUCUAAGACCCUGGUACGAACGUCCUGGAAAAGAUGCGACGGGCAACCUCGUUUUCCAGUCUUUGGCUUCGUUGCUGCAGUUGGCCCCGAACGCCAAGUAUACCAAUGGCCAUACAACUAUCCGUGCCAGUAUCCCUCCGGGUACCCUCCUCUACCACGGACGCCACAUGAAAGAGCCCCCGAUGAGGGACUGGAUUGCAUUUGACCCGGAGCAUUCUCAACCCUUUACAGGAGGUUGAACGGCACGCUCUUUACCUACAGCACCACGCGCGAACUCAAUCUGCUCUUCUUCGACGGCGGUAGUGGGAACAAGUUCGGUGGAACUGUCGAUGCACAAGACGUCCUCUUUUGGGGCGAAGUCAACUAUGAUCCGCAUGACAGCUACUUGGGAGAAAUGGCGCGCUUCCACAGGAUGUGCGAAUGGGGCCGGCAGUACGGCAUUGAUGGGAUUGCCAGGAUGGCGCUUGACUUCGAACUCAUGUACUGCAACAUCUCGGAUGGGCUGGAGUUGGUCUCUGCCCAAUCUUUGGUCGCUAACGAUGGGAUCAAGAUGGUGGUUGAUAUUCCUGACAACAUCACGGCCUCAGAUGCUCCUGCGCGUAUGGUUCCUCCACCCCCGUCCUCACUUCCGGUUCAUCAAGAGCCCAUGAUACCGCCUGAAGACUGGAAAGGCAGUCUGCCUACCACUUUUGCCGAAGUGAGCCAAGCGGGCUCCUGGCACAACUCGGGAGAGGUGCGCAUCCGAGUCGACCCAUCGACUAUGGUUUCGUUCUACGACCCGGCCCUCAUAUCCCUCGUCGAAGCGCGCCGCUUGUCUAGGCGCACUGAAUACCGGCUAACAGGUAUAUCGAAGGAGGAUGUGCGCGUGUGCAGGCGGACGUCGCGGAGAUCCUGACCCGCGACCCAACCGCGAAGAGUGGUGUGGAUUGGCAAGGCCUCGCGCGUGUCAUCCAGGAUCGAUUCUCCAAUCGGCUGCCGUAUGUACGCCACCUCCUUUAUCGACCCUACAGCAAUGCAUCCGAGCGUGCAGUGGACGUACGCAGACAACUCCUUGUGUCGCUUCUCCCUUACAUGCAUCGCGAGCAUGUCGGCAUGCCGGAGUGGUAUGCGCAGAUGGCCGAGGGAUGCGCGACGCGUCACACAACGCGUUUGCCAGUGUCGAAGUUCACCAAGCAGGAAUACGUCCUAUUUGAUGCGACGAAGGAGGUACUGCACGAGAUCUGCCGUGUAUACACGGAAGCUUGGAGGGGGGCGUUCGAUGUCGAAGAGCAAAAUGCGGAGAUCACAGCCGCCUCCUCGCGAAGUGGAGAGAGGAGUUUGACGCGCUGAUUCAAUGGCUAGACUGGCCCGUGUGGAUGAGGUGCGAUCCUCCUUGCGGC
This is a messenger RNA of Fomitopsis serialis, 1390 nucleotides long. RefSeq lists its product as uncharacterized. NCBI's taxonomy places the organism in Eukaryota, Fungi, Basidiomycota, Agaricomycetes, Polyporales, Fomitopsidaceae. The record is from RefSeq and is a predicted model, not a curated record. The transcript has 3 exons. The coding region runs from base 406 to 906 and encodes 166 amino acids.